This is a messenger RNA of Peromyscus eremicus (cactus mouse), 2052 nucleotides long. It is a transcript of the gene Cfap97, whose product is annotated as cilia and flagella associated protein 97. Gene Ontology annotation, biological process: spermatogenesis. The record is from RefSeq and is a predicted model, not a curated record. NCBI's taxonomy places the organism in Eukaryota, Metazoa, Chordata, Mammalia, Rodentia, Cricetidae.
CCCGCAGCGGGUAGCGGACGGUCGCCGCCAGGCGGCUCCAGGAAGAGGCGAAGUCCGGCGGCCGGGCGCGCGGGCUCCAGCAGACGAGCGCGAUCAGUGUCCCCAGCAGCCAGGCGGCCGCGGCGCCGCUCAGAGGCCAGUGGUCUCCAGCACCAGAGCUCAAGUGAUCCUCUUAAUUCAGCUUCGCUUGUAGCUGGCAUUAUGAGCACACACCAACUCUAGCCAGCCUGACAAAUGGCUACCAACUGUAAAGUGUCUCAUACCAGACCCCCUUUAAUGCAAUACACCUUUGACAUCAUGGAUCGAUUUGGAGAUAUAUCAGAAGGUGAAGUGGACCAUUCUUUCUUUGACAGCGAUUUUGAAGAUGCAAAGAAAUGUGACAGUGAUUUAGUUUUUCACAAGCAAAAUGAUGACCUUAAGGCAAGAAUAGAGAAGGACACCAAAAAUGUAAGCUUGAAAUUUGAACUACAAAACAGUGACCUUAAAGAGAGAAUAGAUAAUGACACAGAAAAUGUGAACUUGCAACGUGGAAUACAAACAAAGGAAAAUUACCUUACUCAGAAAGGAAAUGAAAGAAAAGCAAGAGCUUCCUCAAAGGAAUAUCAUGUAGAAAAUGAUGCUACACAAACAAGAGGUUCCUCAUCGUCAGCCACUUCUUCAAGAUCCAAGAAAUCACGUGAUGCUCCAAAAGGACACAAGUUACACCUGCCUGUUCCAAGUAGAGCUCCUAAAAUUGUGAAAGGCGAGGAUGAUUACUACACGGAUGGAGAGGAAAGCAGUGAUGACGGGAAAAAGUACCAUGUGAGGGCCAAGUCAGCCAAGCCCUCCAGUAACUUCAAAAAGAACGCCAACAAAAAGUAUUCCAACGUCAGCUCCUCCUCUUCUCUGUCUUCCUCAUCGUCAAGAUCCAGUUCAGACUUGUCAGAUACAGGUACAGGAUCUGAUACCCAUAAAUGUGAUUCACGCUCAUCAUCAAGGAAACAUGUUUCUGGUGUAACCCUCUCAUCACCGAAACAGAGAUGUAAAUCAGGAAGAAAAUUGGCAGGUACACAGUCUUCCAGUGCUAAACAAAAAACUGGUAACUGUAAUGUGGAAUCAGAAGAAACUGUAACAGAUGUAACUCCUUUGUCAACUCCAGACAUCAGCCCUGUUCAGUCCUUUGAAUUGGGCCCAUCACACGAUCAGAAAGUAAAAGUUAAAAGGCAAGAAAAUGUGAGCCGGGAUGUGUAUGAGGAUGUGGAGGCUUUAAAAAAUGAUUUAAGAUCUCUGAAAUCAGCCAAAAGGAAAGAAAAGCAUGGGCAGAAUUUUACUCCAAAAUCAUCAGUGUUAGAUGCAAAUCUAGACCAUAGAUCCAAACAAAAGGUCUUAAAUGACACCAUGGACCUUAAUCAUCUAUUGAAAGCUUUUCUGCAAUUAGAUAAAAAGGGACCACAGAAACAUCACUUUGAUCAGCCUGCAGUAAUGCCCAGGAAAAACUACUCCUUCACAAGAGAGGAGGUGAGGCAGAUCGAUCGGGAAAAUCAGAGGCUUUUGAAAGAACUGUCAAGACAGGCUGAAAAACCAGGAAGUAAAAGUACAAUUCGAAGAUCUAUUGGCCAUCCCCCUAAGUUAUAUCAUAGUGCCCUCACAGACAGAGGGGAACAACAAAGGAUUGAAGAGAAAAUUUGGGCUUUAUUGAAACGGCUUGAAGCUGUGAAGCCAACAGUCGGCAUGAAACGCUCCGAGCAGCUGAUGGACUAUCAUCGAAAUAUGGGUUAUCUCAACCCUUCACCGUCCAUUAGACGAGUGAGAUCUACCCUUGGCCAUUAUAGCCCACUGAGAGGAGCUUCCAGGACAUCCAGUGCCACCAGUGCUCUCAGCUAUAAGACUGAUCGAUCAGUGUUGGACACAUCCAGUGGCUUUUUGCUAAGACCAAAACCCCCAAAUGUUCGUACUGCUUGGUUGUAAAAGCUUUUUUAUGGUAUACAUUGUUCUUCCUAUUUUUAACAAUGUAUUUUUAUGUAUUACUGUAACUCUUUGUAAACAUCUGUAAUACUUUUUUUCAACAAUUUA